UUAAGAAGCACUUCACCUACACCUCUUCUGACCAAAAAGCGGACGCCGGUGAGCGGAUAGCUUGGAAGCAAAACAACGGCGGGAUAUCUCGUGGAUAUAUCAUCUCAUUUAUUUAUUAAAAGCAUUUUUUUAGAGGGGUGUCUGGUUCAUGCCAAAACUGGGGGAACAGAUUGGCCAUCGGCACACUUCCACGCGGAGCGUCAUUGUUUUCGCCACAAUCAUUGGUUAUCGGAUGGACCAGCAUCCCAGUGCCCGGAGCUGCACCAGCCGCGGUGCUUCGUCGUCGUCGUCAUCGUGCGAGGCCACCGCCCCCGCCGAGCCCUCCAUGAACCUGCACAUACACUCCACCACCGGCACACGCUUUGAGCUCUCGCUGCCCCAGGAGGAGACCGUGGACGGGCUGAAGAGGAGGCUGUCGCAGCGGCUUAAAGUACCCAAAGAGAGGCUCGCCUUGCUCUACAAAGAAACGAGACUAAAUUCGGGAAAACUUCAGGAUCUUGGCAUCUCGGAUGGGAGCAAACUAACACUCGUACCAACCGUCGAAGCAGGAUUAAUGUCUCAAGCGUCAAGACCCGAGCAGUCCGUAAUGCAAGCCUUGGAGAGCUUGACCGAAACUCAGGUCAGUGACUUCCUGUCCGGCCGCUCCCCCCUCACCCUGGCGCUGCGUGUCGGCGAUCACAUGAUGUUCGUCCAGCUCCAGUUGGCGGCACAGCAGUCGGGCGGCCCGCAGCUCCAGCAUAGGCACCUUAUCACCCGCGGAAACUCGGACGCGGCGGCGAGCCCGCCCACAGGACAGCUGUGCGCCCCCCUCCCACACUCCGCCCAUCACCCACACUCCACGCCCUCUUCCUCGAGUACCUUCCCCCUUCCAUCGACACACCAGCAGCAGCUCCCCACCAUGUACCACCAGUCCCCCUCCUCCAGCCCACACUGCAGCACCGCCACCCCUCCACCGCCUCCUUCUCACUCGCCGCGCCAGGCGUACGCUUUCCGCUCUCCUUCCCAUCACCUUCGUCAUCAUCACCAUCAGUAUCACCAGCCUUCUUUAGGCCAGCCCAGCCACGACGUCGGCCGGGCCAGCCCUGUAGCCCCCGUUUUGUGCCCCGAGGCCAACUGCAGCACCAACAGCCCUACUACUGGCACCAAUUCAUCAGCACGCUCCCGUAAACCUGGCGCCAUCAUUGAGAGCUUUGUUAACCACGCCCCCGGAGUCUUUUCAGGGACCUUUUCAGGCACUUUGCAUCCAAACUGCCAGGACAGCAACGGACGUCCCAGGCGGGAUAUAGGUACUAUCCUUCAGAUCCUCAACGACCUUCUGAGCGCUACGCGCCACUACCAGGGCAUGCCCCCGUCCCUCACCCAGCUCCGUUACCAAACCCAGUGUGGCACACCUAACUCGCCGUCCCCGUCCCCGUCACCACCGCCUCCUUCGCCCCCGGUCGCCGGCAUAACGGGCCUCUCCGCCAAAGCUACCUCGAUACCUGCUGGCGCCCCCGCCAGCCCCGCAGUGACUCUUCAUCCACUGGUUCAGAGCCAGAUCCGCAUGUGCAAGCCACCCGGUGACCGCGUCCGUCAAACGGAGAACCGCGCCACUCGCUGCAAGGUGGAGCGCCUGCAGCUGCUGAUGCAGCAGAAGCGCCUGCGCCGGAAGGCCCGGCGGGACCAGCGCGGCCCUUACCACUGGCUGCCCAACCGCAAGGCGGGACGCAGCAACAGCAACAGCAGCAUGUCCAGCGAGGGCUCCCUGGAUCUGGACUUUGACGACUCCGUGUGGAAGCCCGACGUCAAGGCCGACCUGAAGUCCGAGUUUGUCAUGGCCUGAGAGGGAAAGGAUCAAACGUACUAACGGGAUUACAUGUGGCAGGAUGAUGGACCAUGACUCACACUUGUAGACCGAAAUCCUUGGACUGGAACCAGACUCCUCUCGUAAGGUCUCGCGAUACCAUUGAUUGGUGGUGGUAUUUGUACUUUUUGUGUGAUAAAGCGCACUCUGGACAAGGACCAAGAGCUCCAUGCUGGACUUCUGGACACAAGCACCAGGUGCCUCAGUGUUCUCCUGGAGAAAAAAAAACAAAAAUCCCAAGAAACUUUAUCGGGUUAUCCGCGGCGGGCAUUCUCACAAACUCAUUAAGCAGCAGCAGCAGCAGCAGCAGUCCGGUUCUGACCUGUUACAGGGUGGUUAAACUUCUUUUUGUUGUUGUUGUUGUUGUUGUUGUUGUUGAUGUCGUUGCUGUUGUUCCUUUUUCUGUUUGGAAACAUACUAUUUUAUAAAAGAAUACAAAUGUAGCAUUGUUCACCAAGCAUUCAGGUUUUCAUGUAGAACAGUUCAAUGUGGAUUUUGCACAUGAUCUUUGGAUUUUUGAACAGUGCGCAGAAAGGAGGCGGAGCCUAAUAUGGACAUAUUGAUCAACCUCGGCGACAUAGGGCGGGGUUUCCCAAACUUUGUCCAUCCAUCCAUUUUCUACCGCUCGUCCCUUUCGGGGGUGACGGGGUGGUGCUGGAGCCUAUUACCACAAAAAUGUAUCAUAAAUUGACAUAUAGUAUUACACCUUUUCCUUUUUCAGAAAUCUGGUACAUGUUAAACCAGGGGUCCCCAAACUACUACGAAGUAAAAAUUUAAUUAUUUAUUUUUUUAAUAUAUAUUUUUUUUCAAUCUGUCAUUUCAAAUCCAUUUUCUACCGCUUGUUCUUUUCGGUGUCUUCUAGCCGCUCAGGCAAAUCAUAUUGUCGAAAAAUGCAUUUUCCCAUCGAUAACGUGACAUCGCGCU
Nerophis lumbriciformis (worm pipefish) is the source of this 2767-nucleotide messenger RNA. It is a transcript of the gene midn, whose product is annotated as midnolin. Gene Ontology annotation, molecular function: protein binding. NCBI's taxonomy places the organism in Eukaryota, Metazoa, Chordata, Actinopteri, Syngnathiformes, Syngnathidae. Gene Ontology annotation, cellular component: nucleus. The record is from RefSeq and is a predicted model, not a curated record.